UUAGUGACCCACAGACACUCCUGCAGCCAGGACAAGGAGUAAUAAUACCACACUGUCUGUACAAACUUGACUUAAUAUAUUUAGAGAAUAAUUCGCCUUAAAUAAGCCUUAUUUUUUUCCUUAAAAAACAACAUUUUUACCACUCGGGAACCGGGUACUCUUUCAAUAGAAAUAUCGUUCUGAUGAUUUUUCACUCAUGAGCGGCUGUCACAAUAUAACUAGCUAGAUAGCCUGUUGUGAAAACUAUCAUUCAAAGUAUAUUUUGCUGUUUUUUUCCGUCGCUGUGGGGAAUUUAAUCCAAAACCCAUGGUGCUGUGAUAUACACUGUCUUACUGGAACUGUAGGGAUAGUGGACAGACGCCACACUCUGUGAUGGAUAAUGCUCAUACUAAGACGGUGGAGGAGGUUUUGGGCUUCUUCAGUGUAAAUGAGUCUACAGGUCUGAGCUGUGAGCAGCUGAAGAAGAACAGGGAGAGAUGGGGACCCAACGAAUUGCCAGCAGAAGAAGGGAAGUCACUCUGGGAGCUGGUCCUGGAACAGUUUGAGGAUCUGCUGGUGCGAAUCUUGCUGCUGGCUGCGUGCAUCUCCUUUACCCUGGCUUGGUUUGAAGAAGGGGAGGGGACAAUCACAGCCUUUGUUGAACCCUUCGUCAUCCUCCUCAUUCUCAUCGCCAAUGCUAUUGUAGGAGUAUGGCAGGAGCGUAAUGCAGAGAAUGCCAUUGAGGCUCUGAAGGAGUACGAGCCAGAGAUGGGCAAGGUGUACCGACAGGACAAGAAGAGCGUCCAGAGAGUCAGAGCCCGAGACAUCGUUCCUGGAGACAUUGUGGAAGUCGCAGUUGGUGAUAAGGUCCCAGCUGACAUCAGGCUGACGUCCAUCCGUUCCACCACUCUGAGGGUGGACCAGUCCAUUCUGACGGGGGAGUCUGUGUCGGUGCUCAAACACACAGACCCUGUACCAGACCCCCGUGCUGUCAACCAGGACAAGAAGAACAUGCUCUUCUCUGGCACCAACAUUGCAGCGGGCCGUGCCAUUGGCGUUGUGGUGGCGACGGGGGUGCAAACAGAGAUUGGGAAAAUCCGAGAUGAGAUGGCCUCAACUGACCCUGAACGGACCCCACUACAACAGAAACUAGACCAGUUUGGAGAACAGCUGUCUAAGGUCAUCAGUGUGAUCUGUGUGGCAGUGUGGGCCAUCAAUGUGGGACACUUUAACGAUCCGGUCCAUGGAGGCAGCUGGCUGAGAGGAGCUGUGUACUAUUUCAAGAUCGCUGUCGCACUGGCUGUAGCUGCCAUACCAGAAGGCCUCCCAGCAGUCAUCACUACCUGCCUGGCACUGGGCACCAGGAGGAUGGCCAGGAAGAACGCCAUCGUCCGCAGCCUGCCAUCAGUGGAGACGUUGGGUUGCACUUCGGUUAUCUGCUCUGACAAGACAGGAACACUGACCACCAACCAGAUGUCAGUCUGCAGGAUGUUUGUAGUAGACAGUGUGUCGGGGGAGCGCUGCAGCCUGAGCGAGUUUUCAGUGACUGGAUCUACUUACGCCCCUGAAGGGGAAGUUUAUAAGGAUGGCUCAGUGGUGAAGUCCAGUCAGUACGAAGGCCUGGUGGAGAUGGCCACCAUCUGUGCACUGUGCAAUGACUCAUCACUGGACUACAAUGAGGCAAAGGGUGUGUAUGAGAAGGUUGGGGAGGCAACAGAGACCGCCCUCUGCUGUCUGGUGGAGAAAAUGAACGUGUUCGACACCGACCUGAGAGGACUGAGCCCUGCUGAGAGAGCUACAGCGUGCUGCUCUGUGAUUAAGCAGCUGAUGAGGAAGGAGCUGACGCUGGAGUUUUCCAGAGACAGGAAGUCCAUGUCUGUCUUCUGCUCAUCCAAUAAACUUACCAGGUCGGCUUCUGGAGCCAAGAUGUUUGUCAAGGGAGCUCCAGAGAGCGUGUUGGAGCGCUGUAAUUAUAUCAGGGUUAGCGGUUCGGCUCGUGUGCCUUUGAGCCCGGCGGUACGAGAGCAGCUCCUGUCCACUGUGCGGGAAUGGGGAUCAGGUCGGGACACGCUACGUUGCCUCGCCAUGGCAACCAGGGACAAUCCCCCUGAUAUCCACUGCCUCAACCUGGAGAACACAGCUGCCUUUGCUGACUAUGAGUCGGACCUGACCUUUGUGGGCUGUGUGGGCAUGUUGGACCCCCCCAGGAAAGAGGUGCUUUGCGCCGUCAGAAUGUGUCGGCAGGCUGGCAUAAGGGUCAUCAUGAUCACAGGUGACAACAAAGGGACAGCCCUGUCUAUCUGCCGGAGGGUGGGCAUCAUCACGGAGCAGGAAGAGGAGCAAGAGGGCGCUGGGGUCAUCGGUGGCCUGACGGGGCGGGAGUUUGAUGAGUUGCCCCCUCACCUGCAGCGUCAGGCCUGCAGGACGGCACGGUGCUUCGCCCGGGUGGAACCAGCACACAAGAGUCGUAUAGUGGAGUACCUUCAGAGCCUGAGUGACAUCACUGCCAUGACAGGUGAUGGGGUGAACGACGCACCUGCAUUGAAGAAGGCGGAGAUUGGCAUUGCUAUGGGCAGCGGCACAGCGGUUGCUAAGUCAGCCUCUGAGAUGAUCCUGGCCGAUGACAACUUCUCUACCAUCGUGGCUGCGGUGGAGGAGGGCCGAGCCAUUUACAACAACAUGAAACAGUUUAUCAGAUACCUGAUAUCCUCCAACAUAGGAGAGGUGGUCUGUAUUUUCCUGACGGCUGCACUUGGCAUGCCUGAAGCGCUGAUCCCUGUCCAGCUGCUAUGGGUCAACCUUGUCACAGACGGUUUCCCGGCAACAGCUCUGGGCUUCAACCCUCCAGACCUGGACAUCAUGUCCCGCCCUCCCCGUUCCCCCAAGGAGCCUCUGAUCUCCAGCUGGUUGUUCUGUCGCUACCUCAUCAUCGGAUGUUAUGUGGGAGCUGCAACUGUCGGCGCUGCUGCCUGGUGGUUCAUGGCAGCCCACGACGGACCAAAACUUUCCUUCUAUCAACUGUCCCACUACCUGCAGUGCAGUGAGGGACACAUUGAGUUUGCCGGCGUGCAGUGUUCAGUCUUUGAGUCUCCGUAUCCCAUGACUAUGGCCCUGUCUGUCCUGGUUACCAUAGAGAUGUGCAACGCCUUGAACAGUCUUUCGGAGAACCAGUCCCUGCUGAAAAUGCCUCCCUGGUCAAACCCCUGGCUGGUGGGUGCCAUCUGUCUGUCCAUGGCUCUACACUUCCUCAUUCUAUAUGUAGACCCACUUCCGGUGAUUUUCCAGAUACGCCCUCUGUCUUGGCCUCAGUGGGUGGUGGUGUUGAAGAUGUCACUUCCUGUCAUCUUGAUGGACGAGGCUCUCAAGUUUCUAGCCCGCAACUACAUCGAGCCAGGAAGCCAGAUCCAGUCACUGGAAGAGGAGGAGGAGCUGCGGAGGACGGGGGCUAACACAGGAUUUGUUGGCGCCAUGAUGACGAAGCUGCGCCAGUCGCUGAAGGGCGUGUCCUGGUCGUUCGUCCUGAUCUCUGCACCGCUAGUGAUCUGGAUCUUCAGCCUGGACUCUGACAUCACCAACAUCUUCUGGGAGUGAUGGCGGACAGAGAGGACGGGUGGACUGUGGGGGAAAGAAGAAAGGGAAAAUGUAAAGAAGGACUGUUGGAAUGAAACGCAGAGGAUUGGGUGUGUAAGGGUGAGGCGAUGUAAGAGCGUAACAAGCAAAGAUGAUAAAUACUUUGCUGAGAUACAAGAACAUAAGGGAUAAAGAGCGACAUAUUUAACCAACAGACAAUCAGGAAACAGUAAGAAAGAAAUACCAUCUCUUCCUCGAUGCUAAAAGGUGCUAUGUGUAGCAUUUCAUUUGCAUCCCAUAGCUCACUGAGGCUGUUCUUCUAUGAGCUGGCUGUUGUUCAGCUUGUCUGUCCAACACUUUGACCCUGAGUGAAACAUGAUCUCAAAAGUUACAGUUUAAUGCUAACAUAGCAUGCUCACCUGCUAACCUUUGCAUUAUAAUGUACUGUAGGUUACAUGAUAAAAAUUAGCAUGUUAGCAUUCUAUGGUAUGUUUCUUUUAGACAAGGAAUACGCGAUGUAAAGUACAGUGUAGAUCAUCACUGGUUCCCAACAGUUUUGGCUCGUCACCUCUCAGAUUGUUUCACCUCGGUUGCACCAGCUGUUCAUAAAACUUUCCCUAAGUUUGUGUGUAACCUUCUCAGUAACUGCUAGCUAUCUUCAAACCAGUAAUUUACUAAAUCAGAAUGCACAAAUAAAACUUAGGAAAUGUCUUAGGUAAUAAAGACUUUAGGCCCUGUCUAUGCGUCUACAGAUAGUUUUAAAAAUGGGAAAUUUCCCCCUUUAUUUUACAAAAUAUCUCUGUACCCACUAAAACUCCAAACGCUCGCAUGUGUUUGUGAACUUUUGCUACCUAGACGAGAUGUGAACAAGCGAGUGCGCUGACAUCAGAUUGUUCCAGUAUUUCCCAAUGAAGAUAUCCUCACCUGCUCCAUGCAUCAGCGAACAGGCUAAGCGACAUGUCAGUGUUUGAAAAAGCGCUCGCCUUGGCUCUAUUUUAAUGAAGCUACCUCCAACAGAUUUUUAGAUCAACAACAACAACCUGUUGCUUAGGCUCACUAAGGGCUGAAUUUUGUGGUCGCUUGUAUAUCUGGACACUUUUUCACACUCCAUCUGCCAAAAUUUGCUCGCUGCAUGCUAGGAAAAGAUAUUCCACAGUCUCCCCUUGUCGCAAAGGUAGUACAGUGUACAGGCUAAUGUUACCUUUUUCAAAGCACUGUUGAUUCCACUUCAAUAUAAGGACGAAGGAGCUGACUCAAAGAUUCAAGUGAUGCUCUGGAUAUGCAAAAGUUUUCCUUACACUUGACAGCAAUCCCACUCUUAAAGUUGUACCAACUGCUGCUGGUUCGACCGGUCCAGAUUAGCCAAAAGUGUAGCACUAACAAGUUUAAGCGUAAAGUGUCAUUAUUAGAUCAAGUUGUGCUAACCAAACAUAAGCAAACCUGUAGUCCACUGUUGUUAUUGUUUUAGGUACCGUACUUAUUACAACAAUGAAGGAACUGAGCACAGGAAGUCAUCGUUUCUUAAAUACUCCAUUUUACAUGUGGCCAGACCAAAGUGACCAGAGUUUUGAAAAAUAUAAGGCUUAGAAAACGUCUUUAGAAAUCUUUAUUUUCGUGACCUAAAGAUCCAUUGGCAUGUAGAGGAGAGGCCAAAACACAGAGGAAUUAUCAGUUUCCCAAAAUAUCUGUAUACGUGUAGACAGGGCUUUUGUAAUGUGUGAAUCUUUUGCUAGGAAACAUCUUUACCACUGUCAGAUAUGUUGACUAUGUCCAUCCACAUGAUGGUGUGGCCUCAAAAGACUUUUUGCCGUAGACUUACAUGGCAAAAGAAACAUCUGUUAAUCAGUAGAUACAUUUUUUGAGCAUUAAAACCAUUGCAGAAUGACUCAUUUUAGCAACAGAACUUGAUCCAUUCAGUCCAGUAACAUUUUGAUUGACUACAAGAGCCGCAUGACUGAAUUAUUUUAUCAAGUUGGCGGAGCGGUAAACUUGAAGUUGCCGGCUUAGCCUGUGCAAGUCUCUAGUGUGCCUGCUUUAUGGGCUGCACAGUGCAUCAUUCGGGUAAUUUUAUACACAGCAGUUGAACUUUUUUGGCUUCGAUGCGCUACUGAGCAACUUUCAUCGAAAUGAACGGGGCCCCGCCUCUGAUCUGUGUCCAGUUCUCUCUUUAUUUAGUGAUGCAUUGAUCUCCACUUGGUGAAACUUCUGUAACAACAAGGCUGACGUUAAACUUUGGGAGAGCUGGUGCAAGCAGCUCCUGAAGAUGUGAAAGUAAACACGUCUUCAAAGUAAAAAGGCAAAGAUCAGAAAGUCAGAAAAUUAAUUUGUGUUGCAGAAAUAUUUCUCUUUUACUUUUUUCUCUCUGUCUUGUGAAUGACUCCUUUGUGGUCCCGACCUCCAUGUCGGAAACCUCUGAUGAGGAUGUUUAAUGAGUUCAGAGUAAUUCUAACAGCAUGUUGAUGAUUUAUUGCUGGUUAAAUGCUACAUAUAGCACCUUUUAGAUGAAAAUGUCUUGUUGGAAAGUGAGUGGUCUUGAAUCAAACACACACGUACAUACACACAUACAUACAUACAUACAUACAUACAUACAUACACACACCAGCUUUACGUCCACACUGUAAUUCACCAGUAAUAAUCUGUGGUCAGUGACAGGCGAUGAGGCCAGACGACUAGAUGUACAAUAUAUUCCCGCGACUGGCCACUGCAACAGUCUUUUUUCUGCGAUGCAAAAAUAUCCAGCCACAAUAUUGUUAGAACCUCUUUGUAGAUACUGUACAUGAGACUAAAAUAAGCAUUUAACCUGUGAAGGAAGACUGUUAGCAGACCAUUACAGGAUGCAUGUCAACGCACGUCACACAUUUCUAACACUCUUUAAAGCAGAAGUGUCUGUACUGUGAAAGAAACACAUCAUGUCCUGCCGAGUCUGGGCUUAAAAUGGGGCAUCAUGGGUGUCCACAGGCUGUAGAAGGGUUCACAUGUUGGAGUACAGUUCAUCAUCGCAUUUAAAGGCCAGUCGUUCUGAUAGAUCUGCAGUUCAGUAUCCUCCUUUGUCUUUUCUGUUGAUUGUUACUGACACUAAAAAGCUCAGAAAGUCUUAAAUGUAACUUGACUUGACGUCCUGAGGCUUCACAGACGGACUGAAGCUGACUUUAAGCCUUCACACCAGGAGAAAUGUUGAUGAUAUUAUUUAUAUUCAUGUUUAAACACAGUAGAGGUUGUUCUGUGCUUCCAUGUCCGGUCAGCAUUCCAAUGAUGCGGCUGCUACAUGUGUGUAAGCUAAAUGGAUUAAUAUUAUGUUAGGGCUUUGAUUGUACUGUGUUUAUUACACCGGUCCUGCUCAGUACACAGCAACACUUCUCUUUUAGUUAUUUACUCCUGUUUACCACAGAAUCUGCCUCUGUGUUAGUGUACUUCAGAUGCAGGAUUUCAAUUUGGCGACCGACGCUUUUAGCAGAGCCGUAGAUUCCUAAUGAGUCACACAGUAGGCCUGACAGUGAGUCAGUGUUUCACUUAAAUGUGUUUUUAUGUGCGAGUUGGUGACCUGUUUGCCAUUUUCUCCAGCGAUGCCAUUGUGACAUCUCACUCUGUUUGCCAUUGAAGGGAUUUUUGAACAAAGCGUUUUUGAUUUAUGUAGUUACAAUGACUUUUGUUGUGUAUCACAUUCAGCCACGAUGACGAAACAUAGGGCCGCUGUUAGACAGAGGUGUGGACUCAACGCACAAAUUUUAUGACUUUAGACUCAACAAAGUGAGAAAAAAGUGAGAAAAGACUGACCUGACUCGGACUUUGACACCAAUGACUCAUGACUACACUUAGACUCGAGCCUUUUGACUUGAUAAUACGUGUGUUAUUUAAAAAGUGUGCCACGAAUCAGUUCAUGUCCUGUAUCAGCUAACAAUCUUUUUAUUUCUAUUAGACAAAACACAUGCAGCAACAAACAAUAUCAACUAAGAGGAAGAACAGUCUUACAGAAAGUGUCUUACAAAUUUAGGAAGAAAAAGCUACUGACAUUUUUACAAUAUGAGAUGAGUUAAAUUCAACAAGACAGGACAGAAACCUACUAAAUUAAUUCUGUUGUGCACUGGUUAAUCGUGUUGUGUGCUAUUUUUUUAUGGAUAAGUCUGGUCACACUUGUACGGAGCCCCUAAGUCCCAAAAGGUAACAUUUUUGUAAUCUUGCAUUCACAAAAUAAAAAAGUUUCACCUUCCACGACUUCACUGGCUCUGUACACUUGUUUUAAGCAUCUGUGAUUUUUGCAAAUUUAAUAUAUCAUUAAUUUGUUGUUAAAAUGGCAUUAUAUUCAAUAGAGCGCACCAUUACAACUUGUUUAAGACUCAAAACCAAAGUUAAGGACUUGGGGCUCGAGUGCAAAGACUCAAGACUUUCUUGUUACUUGCAAAACAACGACUUGGUCCCACCUCUGCUGUCAGGAAAGAAAAAUCAGAGAUUUAGAGAAUAAAGUCAUCAUGUUCUGAGGUGAUGUCAUAAUUUUACAAGAAAAAAAGUCAUAUUUUUUUAAUAUUAAGUCGUACUUCUGUGAGAAAUAAUGUCAUGACAUUAUGCAAGUAAAGUCACAAUAUGUGCAAAUACUAUUUAUACUCUGCACCGAGCGACAUACAGCGUAUGUAUGUAAACGUAGGACUUCAAUUAUAAUUUUAAUAAACUCAUCUUGUGAAAUCGCAAGUUAUAAAUAUUAUUAUGGUAAUAUUAUGAAUUGUGCUGUUAUUUGUAAUUUAACAUUUCAAAAUUACGACUUUACUCAUAAUACUGUGACUUCAUUCUCAUAUUAUGACCUCAUCUCAUUAAAUUGCAACAUUAUUCAAAAUUAACACUUUAUACCCAUAACAGUAGGCUGUAACAUUUUUUUUGUCUUUCUCAAAAUGAUGCACCUUUAUUCUUAAUGUCUGAUUUGUUUUUCCCCAAAGAAAGUGGCCCUAGCAGUUGGUCGUAUGCUCUAUGUGAUACCAUUUAAUAAAAACAUUAAGCUGUUGCUUUACAAUAGAAAAGCAUUGCAUUGUUAUGGAGGUGUUGGGCUAACUCACCUGUUGUUUCAAUUAUCUGAAUCAAAAAGUUUUUGUUUCUUUGCUGCCCAAAGUUCUGCCUCUUUUUGUUUCUCUGUUUUUUGUUUUGUUGUUGUUAUUUUUGUUUUUGCUCCAUUUCUCACAUAAUAGCUUGAAAACUGCAAAAUAAUGACAAAGAGGGACAUUUGUUGCAAUAUAAUAUUUUGGUUUUGAUACUAGUAAGGCAGAAGAAACACAUGUAGAUGCAAUCAAUAGUGAGUAUUUACUUCAUUAUUUAUUGAUAUUUUUUCUUUAAGGGUGUAUUAUGCCAUGACAAAUCCCUAAUGUACCAAUUUUUGUUUACACUGUUUGUUCUAUAUUAUUAUUAUUAUCAUUAUAAUUAUUAUUUGUUAUAUUAGCUCAUGCCUAUAUCUUGGGAGACGAAUGAGUGGAUGUGAGUUUUUAUUGUUCCAGACUGUCACAAUAAAUGAGAAGUUGUUCUUGACAAACUCACCUGUUAAAAUAAAGGUUGAAUUGAAAAACAUUCUAAUCAGAGAGACCGUUUUCCCUCUCCUUUUUCACUGUUCCCUCAUCACUUAGAAACAUUUCCACUGGUGCUAAUGAAGGAGCACCGUUUUGUAGAUUUUAUUUGUAACUUCUUUCUCGUUCGUUCUACUGUCGGAGGGUUUGUUGUCAUUGAAACGAUGUUACAGGAUGAAAACAACAAUAAAUAAAAUGGACCA
Messenger RNA from Epinephelus moara (kelp grouper), 9292 nucleotides. Its product is annotated as sarcoplasmic/endoplasmic reticulum calcium ATPase 2. NCBI's taxonomy places the organism in Eukaryota, Metazoa, Chordata, Actinopteri, Perciformes, Serranidae. The transcript has 24 exons. The coding region runs from base 373 to 3570 and encodes 1065 amino acids. Gene Ontology annotation, molecular function: P-type calcium transporter activity; ATP binding; ATP hydrolysis activity. The record is from RefSeq and is a predicted model, not a curated record. Gene Ontology annotation, biological process: calcium ion transmembrane transport; intracellular calcium ion homeostasis. Gene Ontology annotation, cellular component: membrane.